Messenger RNA from Helicoverpa zea (corn earworm), 7033 nucleotides. RefSeq lists its product as uncharacterized. The transcript has 5 exons. NCBI's taxonomy places the organism in Eukaryota, Metazoa, Arthropoda, Insecta, Lepidoptera, Noctuidae. The record is from RefSeq and is a predicted model, not a curated record. Bases 1 to 7032 code for a protein of 2343 amino acids.
AUGAGGAAAUUGCAAAAUAAGUUUAAACGACACCAUAAACCUUCCCGUUUGGAUCACGAAGAAAAUCCAUGCCGUGGUGUAGAUAAUAUCAGUAUCAUUGUCCAUAAGAAAAAAGUGAAAAACCGAAAAUUAUACGAUCUUUUCAAAAAUGGUAAGCAGCCAGCAAUCGCAUUUCGUCUAUCACGCUCAGGCUUGCAUAAAACUAGAAAACGCCUUACUAAGCACCUCAGCUUACCAGAAGUUAAUAAAAAAUCUAAAAUAUCUAAACAUCAUACAAAAAGUUCUGACGCCAUUUUAAAGAAGAAGAACUGUUUUAAUACAAAAAUUAUAGUUAACAGAGUCUCUGGCUAUAAUUUGAAUGAAUAUUUAAGCCCAUUUAACUUUCCCACCCAAAGAAGAUGGAAAGUUUACCGCUGUCAAUUGAGCAGUCAAGAGGACAGUUGCUGCUGUUCUUGCAAUUCGGAUGCAAUGUUUGAGGUGAUGAAAAGUCUCUACGACUGUUACAAAAAGAAAAACUGUGACAAUUGCAAUUGCAUACUAUGUGGGCAUUUACCACAAGAAGAAAGACGUCUAGGGGAAAUAAAGAAAUCAAUAGCAUCACUCGGCCUUGGUGCAAAGGAAAGAAAGGAAAAAAUUAAGAAAUCUGAAAAAGCCUUACGUGGAAAGACCAAGGCAGAAAAAGAAAAGAUUUUGAAAGAGUUAGCUAAAACUGGGGAACCACUUCCGGAAGGCAAAACAGCUUCAGAAAAAUCUUUGAUCCAAAAAGUUAGGGCUGAUCUUGGACUACCUCCUGCACCAAAAACUGCAUCAGAAAAGGCAAAAAUGAGAAAAGCUGAGGAGGCAGGUGCAAUAACACCAUUAGAAGGAAAAACUCCAUCGCAGAAGGAAAAAAUCCUCAAAGCACAAGCUCAGCUUGGUAUUCCCCUUCCAGAAGGGAGAACAGAAUCUGAAAAGGCACUUAUUCAAAAGGUAAAAGCUGCUGCUGGCAUCCCAAUGCCAGAAGAACGGACGCUAUCUGAGAAAGCUGUAUCCGCUAAAGUAAAAGCAAAACCAUCGGAGGCAAAAGCUGCAGGCCUAUUAACACCUCUUGAGGGUAAAACACCAUCUCAAAAAGAAAAAAUAUUAAAGGGACUAGCCAAGCAAGGCAUUCCUCUUCCAGAAGGAAAAACGGCUUCUGAAAAAAAGUUAAUUGAUAAAGUUCGUGCUGACCUCGAUUUGCCACCUGAACCGAAAACUCCAUCUAUGAGGGAAAAGUACAUCAAAGCAGCUGAUGCAGGAUUAUUACAGCCACUAGAAGGUAAAACGCAUAAAGAAAAAGAAAAAAUUAUACAAGGAUUACAAGAAAUGGGAAUUCCAUUGCCUGAAGGACGCACAGCAACUGAGAAAGCGUUGGUAGCAAGGGCAAAGGCUGUACCUAGACCACCUUCUGUUUUAACACCGUCAGAAAAACUUCGUAAAGCAAAAGCUGCGGGGCUACUGACACCUUUAGCAGGUAAACCUCCUGCCCAACGAGAAAAAAUAUUGCGGGGUCUAGCUAUGCAGAAUGUUCCACUUCCUGAGGGCAAAACGCCCUCUGAGAAAAUGUUAAUUGAUAAAGUACGACGAGAUCUUGGCCUACCUCCUGAACCUAAGACACCAUCUAUGAAAGAGAAGCAUGCGAAAGCAGCUAAGGCUGGUUUUUUACAGCCAUUGGAAGGAAAAACGCCUAAGGAAAAGGAAAAAAUACUGCAAGGAUUACAUGAUAUGGGUAUCCCAUUACCGGAAGGUCGAACAGCAUCAGAAAAAGAUUUAAUAGCCAAAAUAAAAGCAUUGCCACGGGCACCCUCCAUGCAAGCUCCAGUAGUAGGGCCUACAGCUUUGUCCCCUGAAGAAAGACGAAAAUUAGAUGAAAAAACAGCUAAAGUAGUUAAAGAAGGGAAAGGACCAGCUGAUGAAUGCAUAUGUGGCCUUCUGACACCAGAGCAUGAAAGAGAACCCGCAAUCGCGAUAAGAAUACCGUCUGCAAAAAUGAGACCCACUAAAGCAGGUCUUUUAACACCUUUAGAGGGUAAAACGCCUGAACAAAAGGAGAAAAUACUUAGAGGUUUGAUAAAACAGGGAAUUCCGUUACCUGAAGCUAAAACACCUUCAGAGAAGAAACUAGUUAACAAAAUUCGAGCAGAUGUAAGAUUACCACCAGAGCCAAGAACACCGUCGAUGAAAGAAAAAUAUAGGAAAGCGCAAGCUAGUGGUGUUAUCACUCCAUUGGAAGGUAAAACAACAGCGCAAAAAGAUAAAAUUUUAAAGCGUCAAGCAGAACUGGGAUUAGAACUUCCUAAAGGACAAACACCAUCAGAAAAAGCAAUAAUUUCAAAAUUAAAAACACUUCCAUCACCAUCAAUUACUUCAGAAAAACUGAGAAAGGCAAAAGCAGCAGGAUUGUUAACACCUCUUGAAGGAAAAUCUCCUGCACAAAAAGAAAAUAUCUUAAAAGGCCUUGCUAAAUCUGGUCUACCAUUGCCAGAAGGCCGAACCCCUUCAGACAAGGCAAUGAUAAAAAAAAUCAAGAAAGAGAUGGGUGUCCCCGAAAGAACUCCAUCAGAAAAACUUCGAAAGGCCAAAGCUGCAGGUCUAUUAACACCUCUAGAGGGUAAACCGAAAUCACAGAAAGAAAAAAUACUUCGGGGCAGAGCAGCGGCAGGUUUGCCUUUACCAGCAGGGAAAACACCAUCUGAAAAAGAUUUAAUAAAAAAAAUCAAAGAUGACACUGGAUAUGUGACACCUUCCCCAUCUGAAAGAAUGAAAAAAGCAAAAGCUGCCGGCCUAUUAACUCCUUUAGAAGGUAAAACACCUUCCACUAAAGAGAAGAUUCUUCGUGGCAAAGCUGCUGUAGGUGUUCCAUUAGGAGAAGGGAAAACACCAUCUGAAAAGGAAAUAAUAAAAAAAAUUAAAGCAGAAUUACCAGAACUUAAACCAUCAUCAGAAAAAUUAAGGGCAGCCAAAGCAGCUGGGUUAUCAACACCAUUACAAGGCAAGACACCUUCACAAAAAGAAAAGAUAAUUAAGGGACUAGCUAAAUCGGGAUUGCCAUUGCCUGAAGGAAAAACUCCAUCGGAAAAAGAAUUGAUAGCUAAAGUAAAAGCCGAAACAAAACCUCCGUCACAAGUAACAUCAGAAAAAUUUAGAAAGGCAAAAGCGGCAGGUUUAUUGACACCACUAACCGGAAAGUCUCCAAAGGAGAAAGAGAGAAUAUUAAAAGGGUUAGCAAAUCAAGGCUUACCACUUCCCGAAGCCAAGACGGCAUCAGAAAAAAAAAUUGCAGCAAAAGUACGCAAAGAACUUGGUCUUCCACCUGAACCGGAAACAGUAUCGGAUAAGGAAAAGAUGCGCAAAGCUCAAGCUGCUGGCAUUGUUACGCCUCUCCAAGGAAAGACACCAUCUCAGAAAGAACGAAUUGUACGUGGAAUGGCUGACGCUGGAGUUAAGUUACCUGAAGGAAGGACUGCAUCAGAGAAGGCUCUCAUUAGUAAAGUUAAAGCUGAACCGACAAAAGUGCCCUCUGAAAAAUUACCUCAAGCCAAAGCUGCUGGUUUACUUACCCCAUUGGAAGGAAAAACAGACGCACAGAAAGAAAAAACUUUAAGAAAGUUAGCCGAAGCUGGAUUACCUUUACCAGAAGGCAAGACGCCGUCAGAAAAGUCUUUAGUACAAAAAAUUAAAUCUGAAUUACCAAAAACAGCCUCGGAAAAGUCUGUUGUCCGCAAGGCUAAAGCAGAAGGGCUGUUGACACCUUUGACAGGUAAGACGCCAAAAGAAAAAGAGAGGAUACUACGGGGCCUCGCCGAAGCUGGAUUACCAUUACCCGAGGGCAAAACAGCUUCUGAAAAAGAACUUGUGAAAAAAGUGAAAGAUACAGCCCCUGGAGUUCCACCGCAACCAAAAUCUGAAAAGAGAAAAAAAUCGAAAUCAAAAAAAAUUGGAGUUACCCCUUCAAAGAAACUGGCAAAAACCAUGGCCAAGGCUACUCCGGGUAUUACCCAAGAAUUUGAAGACAUCAUCAAGACAACAACUUGCGAUCGUGGCUGCGGAUGUGACAAGAAAAAAAUCAGAUUUAAGCAUAGCUACGUCAAGAUUAAAGUAACAUCUCCAGACAUAUCCUCCUUGUGUCCCUGUCCAGAUGAGUGCCUUCCCGGUGUCAAAGCGGGAGCCUUUAUUGAUAACGAGGGUAUUAAAGUAACAGUCGGCAGAGUUGGUGGCGCCAUUUCAUACACCAAUCAGCACAAAAAUAAUUAUAUAGUCACUUUGUUUGACCGAACUCUAAAGAAUAGGUGCUGUAGUACUACGUCAUCUGACACAAUAGACGCAAUCACAAAAGGCGCACCGAGCACCGUUGAAACAGAUAUUUUGAAAAGGAGUUUAUAUGAAACUUGCCCAUCCUUAAGGUAUUCAAAUUAUAACGAUAAAUUGGAUAGUGAUAAUGAAACUGUUACCGAGUGUAACAGUCAACAGAUUUGCAGCAAUAGCUGCAAAUCGAAUGAGAACGAUACAAAUGAUAGGUACGAUGACACUAAGGACACGCAACAAUGUGAAAAAUGCACCGCAUCCGAUGUGUCAGCAGUCGAGAGCAGUUGUGCUUACACUUCUUACGCAACAUCAGAAGCUUCUCAGAAUUGUGGCUGUGAAUCUUCAUCGAAUGAAAGCAUUGCAACUAGAAGCUCCGACAGUGCCAGUUUCAAUUCAGCCCUAGUAAUAAAAAGCGAGUCGUCAUUAUCCAUGGGUACAAAUCCAAAUACAAAUUCAUGUACAAGUACAGAGGCAGCCAGUGCGAUUUCGCUUUCGCAUAGCAGCAACAAUUCUGCAACUUUUGCCAGUCCUGUUUGCCCAUUUUGUAUGGAAUCCGAAGGCCGCAGCAGUAGUGACACUUCCGAAGACGAAACAGAGAGCUUUGCAAAUGAGAUUGACUGCUCGGGGACUGACGACAGCACCACAAAUACAGAGACCGGCAAUAGCUCAGAGAGUGUAGAGCCUUUCGACGGAUCGCAAUUAAUGAACAAAGAACCCGGAAUAAUACUAGGUCUAGGACAUCGAAAUGCAUGCCUUAACUAUAGACUGUCUCAGGCUCUACAUCGCACAGAAGACAAAAUGAAUCGAAAUAAAAAGAAUAUUAAUAGUCACGAACCCGUGAUAGUCAUCAAUAAUUUGAAUAGUGAGCGCGACAUAACUGCAAUUGUGGACCGACUGCUGUCAAAUAAUGAAUUCUCCGAUGCUUCCUCGAUAAUCUUAGUGGUGCCAACGUCAGAUGACAAUGACUCUGAUCGGUCGGCACAUUCUUUAAGAUCCCCUUUAUGUAUACAGCUAUCGGAACAUUGCGGCAAUUAUUAUCGCAAGCAUUGUAGCCGUCAGGAACCAGAAAUAAAGCAUGGAAGAGAUGUUCGUAGAGUAAGAGUAUCUGCCCAAGGUAAAAAAUAUUGCCUGCAAGGGAUGGCACCGGCAUCAGCACCGGCAGCAGUAUCUUUCCAUGACAAAGAAACUAUGAUUAACUGUAAGGGGCCAUUUUGCCCUACACAUAAGAGAAAACAUGCACUAAUAUACAAAAACAAACUCUGUCAGAUAACGACUCCUGAUGGAAUAUGGCAGAAGGUGUAUCACGCCGUGAGCACUGACACUACAGCCGACAGGCCAUGUUGUUGUCCUCGGAAAGAUUUAGUAAAACACCAAAAGAGAAAUUGUAAACACCGAUGUGUCUCGAGCGUAAUACGAUCUGAAGUUAUCUCGCCUCUUCUUGUGAAUAAAGGCUUAAGCUGUGAGGGGCAUCAGCUGUUACCCAACCCGAAUGUGACCCAGCAAGUAUCUUUUGCUUCCGUAAACCAAGGUCCCAAAUCAGUGGCUCCUUGUGAGAUACUUCCAUGUUCUGGAAGGUUCGAAUGCCAUACACCAAGGGAUAGUUCGGUGAUAAAUCGCCAUUCACGUGCUUCCAUUAAGCCUUGUCCAUCUGUUAAGCAAAACUCGAGAAAGAAGCAAUCACAACCAUGUCAAUGCAAUCCAGAACAAUUAAAAAAAUUAAUAGAAGAAGCCUUGCAAGUAGGAAAAGCACUGAAAUUGAUAUCAACAGGGUGUGGUGGUUCUGCUGGUAACGUAACAGAAAAGGACGUAAAAAUUGGAUUCUGUACCCCUCCAAGAGAAGACACCACGAAGCAAUGUACAUGCAGUGGUAAGAAAAAGAAAGUAAAACUACGUCCUUUAUGCCCAUGCGAACAGUUUCAACCACCCAUAUCCCAAACGGUCCCUGGCCCAAAGGAUGGCACGACGUCCUUAGGCUGCCAGUGCUGUAACUGCGAUGACUCUUCGUUAAAAUCCGAGCCACAAAUGGGUACGAUAACUGUCGUUGGUCCUGGGGGAGGACUCUCAAAAAUUGAAUCAAAAGGAACUUUUACUCAAGCAGGAAUGGUACAGGAACAAAAUGAAAAGCCCCGCAAAGAAUGCGUAUGCAAGAACAAAAAAGGAAAAAAAAAGCAAAAUGUAAAUUGUGAAUGUCCUCCUGAAGCCGAACCAGAGCUUGAUUUGGACCUCUUGUGUCAAGAGUAUGCAAACUACUUAUGGCUUCAUGAUCAAAUGGUUUCGAAGCAGAAGUCUGAUAUGACGCAAACGCAAUCUGGAUUCACAAUGUGUAAGAAGAAAAAGCCGCCUGAGGCGGAGGUAACAAUGGAUGAUGCUGUCAGGUACUACGUGAGUAUGAACCCGGCAUUGUUCAAAGAUUUGGUUCUUCCGCUACAAAACAACGAGGACUGCAGUUGCGAAGAAGAUAAAAAAGGCAAGAAUAAGAAAAAAAAAUCUAAAAAAGUGGAUUGUUCUUGUUCUUAUGAACCUCCUGAACCACCACCACCACCUGAGCCUGCGCCUCCUGAGGGUCCCUCGGGAGGGUUAAAGUUUUCCAUGUUUGGCAAAGGUUCGGGAUCUAAGGGAUUAACCGGAGUUUGUUGCUUUGACCUGAUCGAAGAGAGAAAAGACACCAAGCAAGGAACUUGGAUAUCGAAACCGAACACUAAUGAGUGAC